AUGCCAUCUCUGAAAGCCAGUGGUCAUUUGCCUACUGUCGAUGUGUCCGUUCCCGAUGCAUCGUUGGGAGGUGAUCUAUCCGGUAAGCUCGAUUUGGAGGGUGUCGGUGUGGGAGUUGUGGACGCCGAUUUGAAUCUGCCAGACCUACAGAUCUCAGGAAAUGUGAGUGCACCGUCUGUCGAGGGAGACCUAUCCAUGCCAGAUGUUUCCGCCAAUCUGGACACAGAUGUGAAACUGCCCAGUGUGCAACUGACUGGUCCAGAUCUCCGUGUACAUGGUGAGAUGCCGGAUGUGGAUGUGGGUGCUAAGGUGGAUGUGCCGAAACCACAUAUUUCAAUCAAGACACCGAAAUUCGGGUUCGGUCUGGGCAAGAAGAAGACGAAAGUGAAGACUCCAAAGGCUGAUGUGAAAGUGGAGGGUGGAGCAGGUGGGGAUAUAGAUUUGGAUGCCGGUUUGGACGCUCACUUAGAUGGUAAAGCAAGAAAGGGAGGUAAGAAGUUCCAUUGGUCUCCUAAGUUCGGGUUGCCGAAGGGUGGUCUGAAGAUUGGUGGAGGUGCUGGUGUUGGAGUGCCGGACACCUCGGUGUCUGUCUCAGGUACGACUGGUGGUGUGGAUGUGUCUCUUCCGAAACCCGAACUCGAUGUCUCCAUGGAGGUUCCCGACGUUGGUGUGUCCGCCUCUGUGCCCGAAAUCGAUGUAUCAGGUGGUGAGUUGGGACUGACUGGGAAGGUUUCUGCACCCGGUGUGGAUGUCAGUGUUCCGUCGAAGAAGAAGAAGUUCACCUUCGGUUGGGGCUCGAAAGACAAGAAGGCGAAGAAGGUGAAGUUGCCCACAGUGUCGGGAGACGUGGAUGCUAGUUUGGAUGUGGGUGGAAAGGUUGAUGUUCCCAGUGUGAAGGUUGAUGUGGACUCAGGUGAUCGAGUCAAAGGUAAGAAGUUCCACUGGUCUCCGAAUAUCUCAUUGCCAAAGUUGAAAGUGCAUGGACCAGAUUUGUCUGGAAAACUUCAUGCAGAUGCACCUGAUGUGGAUGUGAAUGUGACUGGUCCAUCUGUGGAGAUGCCAUCUCUGAAAGCCAGUGGUCAUUUGCCUACUGUCGAUGUGUCCGUUCCCGAUGCAUCGUUGGGAGGUGAUCUAUCCGGUAAGCUCGAUUUGGAGGGUGUCGGUGUGGGAGUUGUGGACGCCGAUUUGAAUCUGCCAGACCUACAGAUCUCAGGAAAUGUGAGUGCACCGUCUGUCGAGGGAGACCUAUCCAUGCCAGAUGUUUCCGCCAAUCUGGACACAGAUGUGAAACUGCCCAGUGUGCAACUGACUGGUCCAGAUCUCCGUGUACAUGGUGAGAUGCCGGAUGUGGAUGUGGGUGCUAAGGUGGAUGUGCCGAAACCACAUAUUUCAAUCAAGACACCGAAAUUCGGGUUCGGUCUGGGCAAGAAGAAGACGAAAGUGAAGACUCCAAAGGCUGAUGUGAAAGUGGAGGGUGGAGCAGGUGGGGAUAUAGAUUUGGAUGCCGGUUUGGACGCUCACUUAGAUGGUAAAGCAAGAAAGGGAGGUAAGAAGUUCCAUUGGUCUCCUAAGUUCGGGUUGCCGAAGGGUGGUCUGAAGAUUGGUGGAGGUGCUGGUGUUGGAGUGCCGGACACCUCGGUGUCUGUCUCAGGUACGACUGGUGGUGUGGAUGUGUCUCUUCCGAAACCCGAACUCGAUGUCUCCAUGGAGGUUCCCGACGUUGGUGUGUCCGCCUCUGUGCCCGAAAUCGAUGUAUCAGGUGGUGAGUUGGGACUGACUGGGAAGGUUUCUGCACCCGGUGUGGAUGUCAGUGUUCCGUCGAAGAAGAAGAAGUUCACCUUCGGUUGGGGCUCGAAAGACAAGAAGGCGAAGAAGGUGAAGUUGCCCACAGUGUCGGGAGACGUGGAUGCUAGUUUGGAUGUGGGUGGAAAGGUUGAUGUUCCCAGUGUGAAGGUUGAUGUGGACUCAGGUGAUCGAGUCAAAGGUAAGAAGUUCCACUGGUCUCCGAAUAUCUCAUUGCCAAAGUUGAAAGUGCAUGGACCAGAUUUGUCUGGAAAACUUCAUGCAGAUGCACCUGAUGUGGAUGUGAAUGUGACUGGUCCAUCUGUGGAGAUGCCAUCUCUGAAAGCCAGUGGUCAUUUGCCUACUGUCGAUGUGUCCGUUCCCGAUGCAUCGUUGGGAGGUGAUCUAUCCGGUAAGCUCGAUUUGGAGGGUGUCGGUGUGGGAGUUGUGGACGCCGAUUUGAAUCUGCCAGACCUACAGAUCUCAGGAAAUGUGAGUGCACCGUCUGUCGAGGGAGACCUAUCCAUGCCAGAUGUUUCCGCCAAUCUGGACACAGAUGUGAAACUGCCCAGUGUGCAACUGACUGGUCCAGAUCUCCGUGUACAUGGUGAGAUGCCGGAUGUGGAUGUGGGUGCUAAGGUGGAUGUGCCGAAACCACAUAUUUCAAUCAAGACACCGAAAUUCGGGUUCGGUCUGGGCAAGAAGAAGACGAAAGUGAAGACUCCAAAGGCUGAUGUGAAAGUGGAGGGUGGAGCAGGUGGGGAUAUAGAUUUGGAUGCCGGUUUGGACGCUCACUUAGAUGGUAAAGCAAGAAAGGGAGGUAAGAAGUUCCAUUGGUCUCCUAAGUUCGGGUUGCCGAAGGGUGGUCUGAAGAUUGGUGGAGGUGCUGGUGUUGGAGUGCCGGACACCUCGGUGUCUGUCUCAGGUACGACUGGUGGUGUGGAUGUGUCUCUUCCGAAACCCGAACUCGAUGUCUCCAUGGAGGUUCCCGACGUUGGUGUGUCCGCCUCUGUGCCCGAAAUCGAUGUAUCAGGUGGUGAGUUGGGACUGACUGGGAAGGUUUCUGCACCCGGUGUGGAUGUCAGUGUUCCGUCGAAGAAGAAGAAGUUCACCUUCGGUUGGGGCUCGAAAGACAAGAAGGCGAAGAAGGUGAAGUUGCCCACAGUGUCGGGAGACGUGGAUGCUAGUUUGGAUGUGGGUGGAAAGGUUGAUGUUCCCAGUGUGAAGGUUGAUGUGGACUCAGGUGAUCGAGUCAAAGGUAAGAAGUUCCACUGGUCUCCGAAUAUCUCAUUGCCAAAGUUGAAAGUGCAUGGACCAGAUUUGUCUGGAAAACUUCAUGUAGAUGCACCUCUUCCUAAUAUUCAUUUAUUAGACUCUGUACCUAAUGUUCUUUCUUCUUCUUCUCUUUCUUCUUCUGUUCCUGUUGUUGAUGUUUCCCCUGGUUACGUUCUUUCUGAUUCUUGCUUAUCUCCCGACUUCGUGCAAUCUUACGUGCGUGAUUCUGUUUUGAUUGUUUCUGACUCUGACCUAAUUUCCCCUGUGAUUGGUUUCGGUCCUGCUGUCGUUUCUUCGCCUUCACCUUCUGGUCCAUUCGAAUCUGUUGAUUUCCUUCCUGUCGUUGAGGAACCUGUUAUUUCACCAUUUUCCUCACCUGAAUUUUGUGAAUCCAGUACUCUUCCUUCUCGAAUUUCUCCUCGAAAUGCUUUUCAGGAUAUAGAUGAGAGCUUUUCAUCUCCUGUUGAUUCUGGUUUUAAUGGUGACAUUUCUAAUGAUGAGGCUGAAAUUGAUGAAAUUUUUAUUGUUCCCAUUCAAACCGAUCGUGUCCUACCGAAAGAGCAAUAUUUUACAGAAUCACAGGACAUUGUAGGUGCUGAAGCUGAAGAAGAAUCGUAUUCUCCAACUCAGAAUUUGAAUGCAUCAAAUGGGAUAAUAUCUGAUGAAAUUAAAUUACACAGUCCAUUUCAUAUUUUGAAAUCAAAAAAACAUGAUAAAGAUUCUGCUCACCGAGUAAAAGUCAUCGAUGCCAACGACCAUAUCUCAACAAAUACUGAAAAACUUAAUGUUAAUAAUACUCUUUAUAACAUCCCUGAUGGUUCAGGACGUAUUACAGUUGACAGCAAGUCUAAGAAAAAGGUGAAAUCUCAUCAUAAGAAACCACACAUAUUCGGUGGUCAAAUAUCGACUGAUGAAAUUAUUUCAGAUACUCCCAUGAAGCUGGAUCAUCAUGGAGACUACCACGACCUAAUAGGAGUAUCUGUUUCUGGUCAUAAUGCUGAUCUUGCUUUAACUCCUCGGCGUUCUCCCAGUAAACUCAGAGAUCCCUCUAUUCGGAAAACGUGGCAUGGUGCUAGAGAACCCUAUUCUGACUUUGUAGGAAGUCUCAAUUCAGACCAAGAUGAAUACACUUUAACCGAAGAUGUUUCGGUUAGUUAUCUACAACCAAGGUCAACCACAAAAUCUUCAAAUAACAAUUCAUUAAACGCUUCUGACUUUCUUCGACGUAGUAUAGGAAAUUCAACAAAACGCCGCCCUUGGAGCACUUUAGAAUAUCCACCACCUGGGUGUCAUUUUGUAGACGAUGAUUACAUGUUUCCAGAUGCUUUAACACCGACUAAAAUUCCAAGUUUUCGAGCAAGCAAGGAAAUAGUUUAUGAUGUUCCAUAUAUCGACGAUAAAGCCAUUCCACGUUAUGAACCUGAAUGGCCUAUAGGUGAAUCAAGAAGAACUUUGAUAUCUCAACUCUCGCAGAAUAGUGGCAGUAUUGUUCGAAUGACAGCUGAGGAAGAAAGCAGUCUUAUAUCACUUGAUACUAAACUCUCCGAUCAUCAGAAUAUAUCCAAAAGAAUAAGUCGAUUUACAUCACAUCUAUUGAAAGGUAACAAAUCUUCAUUGGAACAAGAUGAUGAUAAUAACCAUCGAUUCAGCAUCUACAAUAAUAAUGAUAAUUAUUAUCUAAGUAUAUUUCGUUUGCAUGGAGUCCUAAAUGGCUUGAAAUUCAACUAUUAA
Schistosoma guineensis is the source of this 4788-nucleotide messenger RNA. Lineage: Eukaryota; Metazoa; Platyhelminthes; Trematoda; Strigeidida; Schistosomatidae. The record is from the annotation of a GenBank genome assembly.